Messenger RNA from Dichotomopilus funicola, 462 nucleotides. RefSeq names its product signal recognition particle, SRP14 subunit. Gene Ontology annotation, biological process: SRP-dependent cotranslational protein targeting to membrane. The transcript has 3 exons. The record is from RefSeq and is a predicted model, not a curated record. Gene Ontology annotation, molecular function: 7S RNA binding; endoplasmic reticulum signal sequence receptor activity. Lineage: Eukaryota; Fungi; Ascomycota; Sordariomycetes; Sordariales; Chaetomiaceae. Bases 1 to 462 code for a protein of 153 amino acids. Gene Ontology annotation, cellular component: signal recognition particle, endoplasmic reticulum targeting.
AUGGGUCACUCAACACAUGAUGAGUUCUUCAACAAACUUGCCGAGAUCUUCACCUCUCGCAAGGCCCAAUCUCAUGGCGCGAUCUUCCUAACCCAAAAACGACUCUCAUACAACCCUUCCACCCCCUCACAACAACCAACACCGGCAGCAACAGAACAAGCCGCCCGUGAUGCUCUCGAAGAGGAACUCCACCCAUCUCAGCCCCUCCCCAUCCUCAUCCGCGCCACCAACGGCAAAAGCGCCAAAGUCGCCAAACCCGCGCCCAACAAGCCCAAGAACGACAAAUCCGGGAAGAUCAAGCUCUCGACGGUUGUCCAACCCGACGAGCUGGAGGGAUUCUACGCGCGGUAUGCUGAGGUGUGUAAGGCUGGUAUGGCGGCGUUGAAGCCGCGUGAUCGGACCAAGACGAAGCGCAAGGCUAAGGCUAAGAAGAGGAAGGGCGGGGCCGCGGGGGCUGCUUGA